Eleginops maclovinus (Patagonian blennie) is the source of this 2005-nucleotide messenger RNA. RefSeq names its product Rho guanine nucleotide exchange factor (GEF) 3, like (gene arhgef3l). The coding region runs from base 167 to 1735 and encodes 522 amino acids. The transcript has 13 exons. NCBI's taxonomy places the organism in Eukaryota, Metazoa, Chordata, Actinopteri, Perciformes, Eleginopidae. Gene Ontology annotation, molecular function: guanyl-nucleotide exchange factor activity. Gene Ontology annotation, biological process: positive regulation of Rho protein signal transduction; intracellular signal transduction. The record is from RefSeq and is a predicted model, not a curated record.
GAAGAAAGUGAAGAGGAAGGAGUGCACUCUGACAAGCUUCCUGCAAACAACUCGCUGUGUUACAGAAACGCAGAAAAUAAAACAGAGCAAAUUUUGAUUAUUUGAAGCCUUUUCUUUUUGGGGAUGUCUAAUGUUUCUGUGAAGAUGCAUUGAAGACAAAGAAAAGAUGGAAGUGGAGGAGACAAUUGAAACGAGGACUUCCUGGUCUGCAGCACAGGGAGAGGCACACUCCAUCCCCUGUGACCAUGCUGCGAAAAAGAGAAAACAAGACCCGACCCCUGAACUUGUGAUCAGAAUCAACGAGGAUGAAGAGGAAGAUGAGGAGGAUGAGAUGAUGUCUGAUCGCAUGAGGGAUUCAGAGGAGCCCAGUAAUAAAAGGGUGAAACCUGUGGUGAAGUCAAAUAGCCUAACGGGUGUCAUAACCCCGGUGAAGACCCCUGCGCUGAAACGCAUUGGACAGUCCAUUUCGCGGUCUAUUAGCUUUCGCACAGAGGCACGACCUUUGCCCCCGGGUCCCCUGCGCCCUCGCUCUAAGGCCUCAUCAUUUCCACGCCGGCGCAACAGCCAAUGCUGGAGCGACACUGUUGAGAGCCAUGACCUCACUGCAAAGGAGAUCAAAAGACAAGAGGUGAUCUAUGAGCUGACUCAGGGCGAGAGACAACUCAUUGAGGACCUCAGUCUGGUCAAAAAGGUGUACUAUGAGCCCAUGCUGAAGUUGGACAUCAUGACAGAGAGUGAGCUUGGAAAGAUCUUUGGUACGCUAGACUCUCUCAUUCCUCUCCAUCAAGAUCUUCUGAGUCGCCUUGAGCGGCUGCGGGGAUCAGAGAAGACUGUUGGGCAGGUGGGGCCUACACUGGUGGACUGGUUUCCUUGCCUUGAGGCCUAUGUCACGUACUGCUGUAACCAGGUGGGCGCUAAAGCCCUGCUGGACCAGAAAAAGCAGGAGAAACGAGUGGAGCACUUCCUGCGCCUGUGCCAGGAGUCCUCGUUCAGCAGGAAACUGGACCUUUGGAACUUCCUGGAUCUCCCUCGAAGCCGCUUGGUGAAAUACCCCCUGCUGUUGAAAGAGAUACAGAAGUGCACGCCUCCAGAGCACCCGGAUGAGGACGUGUUGCCUGAUGCUUUGGAGACCAUCCAGAGCAUCGUGGCUGAGGUCAACAAGAAGACAGGAGAGGCGGAGUGUCAGUUCUACAGACGGGGUCUCGCAUACAUUGAAGAAAGCCAGAGACUACAAGAGAUCCAGCUGUCCCGCUUCCUCUACUGCCACGGAGAGCUCAAGAACAACAAAGGCCAGCGGCUGCAUGUAUUCCUGUUUGAGCUGGCCUUGGUGCUUAGCAGGCCAGGGGAGGACAAAGAUGGAGGUCAUGUGUUUCAUGUCUACAGACAGCCUCUGCCCAAUUACUUGAUAAACCUGGAGGAGAUCCCAGAUGGGGAGGCUGCUGGAGGGGGAUCCUUCAGGGGAGCCUUUACCGGAGGAAAUGAUAAAGUGAAGAACUGUUUCCGUGUGAGCAGCAGAGGGCGCUCCAAAGCUCACCCUUACUGCCUGCAGGCCAACGACUCCUUCAGCAAGCAGCAGUGGAUCACCUGUCUGCGGCGGGCCAUUGUCCAGUCCCGAGACAGGUCCUCUUUGACCAGUCAGUCGCAGCUCUGCCUUCCCCCUGAUCCCAUCCUGUGUCACAUAGCCGACCUCAGCCUCAACUCGGACACAGAAAUGGUAGACCAUAACAGUCGCUGAAGACAAGGAGGCCCGGGGAGUGUCUUUACAUCUGUACAUUGACACUGGAAGGAAUAAAAUAUGGACUGUUAGGGAAAGAUUGUGCUUGGACACAAAUAUAGAAUUUUGUGCAUGGAUUUUCCAUUGUAUUUGUUAAAGGAUUGUGUAUUUGUGGUGAUGAUGACUGUACAGCUUGAGAACAGUAUUUUCUGAAUGUGUAUUCACAGUGUUAAAUGUUUUCAUAGAUUUUUCUGUUUAAUUUUUUAAUAAAUAAACUGACACUUGAAAGUU